AUGCCUUCCGAUCGGGAUUCAGACAACGACCGCGACAAGUCCAACAUGCCUCACAAUAAAGACUGGGAUAGCGAGUCCGAGACCAAUCCCUUUGUCACGUUUCGGCGUUUCGCCGAUGAACAAGUCUCUUCUGUGUUACAGUCAAUCACUGGCCUUCCAUCCUCCAUGGGAUCCCCCCAAUCAGACAGCUGGACCAUCUUCACAGAUGACAAAUCCUACAAAAAUAUGGCGUAUCGCCAUCACAACGGCGCGAAAUCGAACGUGAAUACGGUAGAGCGCGACUCUACACCAAAUCAAAGCGCCGACCCCAACACGCCAGAUGAAGAAGAGAAUCCACCGAAUUAUAAGAGCAACAAUCAGCAAACAUCUCAACCCCCACAGAAACCAUCAUAUUUCUCUGAAGAGGUCGAAAGAUCAGAGCAUUCCCCACCCAGCAACGAACACAGGCCUUCCGAUUUCUUCGGCCUCGACUCAUUCUUCAACCGCUUCGAAGACCACUUCUUCCCCUUCGCAUCCUCCAUAUUCCACCCCCACGCCAGUUUGCCCUUCUCCGACAUGUUUAAUGACAGCAGCUCGCCGACCUGGCCACUUACCUACAUCAUGCUAAGCCCCUACUCCCCUCUCCACCUCGAACGCCAGGCCCAGUACCGCGCGCAGCGCGAUCAGGGUGUGUUCUCCGCCAUCGUGUCCUCUCUCCGACCUGAACAAGAGUUACAAUUUGACCGCGAUCCCGCUGAACCGCAAUGGCGUGAGGCAUUCGAGGAUUUGCUCCGUCUGGAGAAUGGCAAGUCUAUGCUUGAACGCGAUUCCCUAGCGCUCAGCAAGACCAGGCCGGAGAAUGGAACGGAGUGGUUACAUGGGUUGGUCAAGCGUGGUAGUUUGGGCGAUCGGUGGAAAUACGUUUCUGGUACUGACAGCCAUCCUUGGUCUGGUGUUACAUUUACUGGUCACAGUGAAGAUGACAGUCAACUGCCCGAUGGCUCGGCAGCACAUGAAGAGGCCCAGCCGGAGAGCGAACUAGAACUAUAUGAGCGUUUCUUGCAAGAUAUUCAAGACCGUGAACGCGAGAUCUCACGGGCGAGCCCAUUACUGCGUGCCCUGCUCGAGGAACGACAGAAUCAGCCGGAUGCAUCUGAGAACUUUCGACGAGGAAUGACGUCCGAUCCCGAGCAGGGUAAUGAUGAUACGGAAAGCUGGCUGGAUCUUGUCUCUGGUGGACACCGCAAGUCUGUGCCUGAGACUGAGACUGAGGAUACGGCACCCCCAAAACUGGCAGAAACGAAGCAAGUUGAGUUGGCGUCGGAGCCCCGUGUUAUCUCCACUAUGACUCGCACAGAGCGUACACGUUUUUCUGAUGGUUCGAUCGAGACCAAAAAGGUUGAGACGAAACGCUACGAAGAUGGUCGUGAAGAGACCGAGUCAUUUGUUGAGACGUCGCGCCCAAAGUUGGAGACUGGCGAAGAGCAGCCCAAUGAACAAAAUACCCAGCCAAAGAAUGGUUGGUUCUGGAAGGACUGA
Messenger RNA from Penicillium pulvis, 1518 nucleotides. RefSeq lists its product as uncharacterized. The transcript has a single exon. Lineage: Eukaryota; Fungi; Ascomycota; Eurotiomycetes; Eurotiales; Aspergillaceae. The record is from RefSeq and is a predicted model, not a curated record. The coding region runs from base 1 to 1518 and encodes 505 amino acids.